This is a messenger RNA of Morone saxatilis (striped sea-bass), 1142 nucleotides long. RefSeq names its product G protein-coupled receptor 142 (gene gpr142). The transcript is spliced from 2 exons. Gene Ontology annotation, molecular function: G protein-coupled receptor activity. Gene Ontology annotation, biological process: G protein-coupled receptor signaling pathway. NCBI's taxonomy places the organism in Eukaryota, Metazoa, Chordata, Actinopteri, Moronidae. The record is from RefSeq and is a predicted model, not a curated record. The coding region runs from base 13 to 1107 and encodes 364 amino acids. Gene Ontology annotation, cellular component: membrane.
AUUUCCAAGGUCAUGAUCGACUCGCCCAAUGUGACAGCGUCCGGCCACCAGGAGCUGGGCCUGAAACCUGAGGAGGUGCAGAAAUCCAAGUGUGUCCUGGGGUUCAUCCCUGUCAUCUACUACAGCAUCCUGCUCUGCGUGGGAGUACCAGUGAACAUCCUCACAGCAGUGGCUUUGUCCAGACUGGCAUCCCGCACCAAGAAAGCUCUGUACUACUACCUACUGGCGGUGACGGGCUCAGAUAUUCUCUCCCAGCUCUUCAUCAUCUUUGUCGGCUUCCUGCUGGAGACGGCAGUUUUUCACCGCGAUGUCCCGACGCUCCUGCUGCACUCUGUCAGCGCCGCCGAGUUCGCCGCCAACCAUGCCUCCAUCUGGUCUGCCGUACCCCUCACUGUGGACCGCUAUGUAGCACUGUGCCACCCCCUCCUCCACCGCCAGAUCAGCUACCCAGCCCGGGCCAGGAAGAUCAUCUUGGUGGUCCUGGCGUUGUCGCUCGCAUCGGGCGUUCCCUUCUUCUGGUGGUCGGACAUGUGGAGGAACAGCCACCCACCCACAGCUCUGGACACCGUCCUCAUAUGGACUCACGUAACUAUCAUCUACUUCCUGCCCUGCAGCAUCUUCUUGGUGCUGAACUCGUUGAUAAUCCACACGCUGAGGGUGAGGCAGAGGCAGCAGCCUUGCCAGGAGGAGAGUGGGCUGAAGUCCGUGCCUUCUUGGCGACUUGGGAAGACCACAGCCAUGCUGCUGGCCAUCACCUCGGUGUUCUCUGUGCUGUGGGCUCCCAGGACUAUAGUGGUCAUCUACCACUUGUACGUGUCCUCAGUUCACAGAGACUGGCGGGUCCACCUCGCCUACGACCUGUCCAACAUGCUGGCCAUGCUCAACACGGCCGUGAACUUCUUCCUCUACUGUUUCGUCAGUAAGCCCUUCCGCAGCGCCGUGCGGGAUGUCUUGCUGCUCAGGGGGGGCCCGCUGUAUCCUCGGCGUGACCUGCCACAGCAGCAGGCCCCCCACGCCUCCAUCUCCUCUCUGUACAGUGGGAACAUCAAGCGCUCACAGCGGGACUCCACCCCCUUGUCACCUCGCAGGGCCAGAAAGCCCUCAUGACCUCGUGCCCCCUCCUCUUAAUCCAAAACACCCAU